Molecule: messenger RNA, 3936 nt
Organism: Apis cerana (Asiatic honeybee)
Lineage: Eukaryota; Metazoa; Arthropoda; Insecta; Hymenoptera; Apidae
Product: tumor protein D54
Cellular component (GO): cytoplasm
Source: RefSeq, a predicted model, not a curated record
CGUCGGGAAAACGAAGCAUGAUCAUGCCAGCUGUGAUCGUCGUCUGCACGCGCCGAUCGAUUCACGUGGUCAUUUAGAUCGCUCGUGGUCAAUACCACUCGUGGAUUGUUGAUUUCACUUCGAAAAAAUAUAAAUGGCUGAAAGUGCCGAUUUCCCGCGGAAUAUUCAUUGUCGUACCUAACUUCAACUUGGUUUGUUUACCCGCGUGACGCGUGACUGGCCACCGUGUCGUUUGCGAAAGUGAGAUCCAGUGAUUUCAACGAAUGAGUUUUAGUUUUACUCGAAGAUCGUUGUGGGAAUCAUCGUAUUUCGUCCACCACGCAUACGUUGUGACAUUUGUGGUCGUUUUAGUGUGGAACUGAUGCAGUUACGGUUUCUGCGAGAAAACUAGUUUCACCGAAUUAAUUUUUUUUUAAAUAUUUUGCCAAUGUAACGCUCUGCAUAAAGUGUCAAAAUUGAUCCAGCUACCAACUCCGAUGUCUGAAGGUUAACAUGACAAGCAUUUUAUCAAGGAACUUAUCAAUUCCAAAACAAUUCGCGGUAAAAAAAUACUUGGCAAUUUCACAAUAUCGUAGAAAUUGUAACAUCAAAUUUCAAUCAAAUGAAUUGAACAAAGAAAAAGAUUAUUAAUUUCAUGUUCACGAGUCGAUCUAUUCUACAAACAUUGAUGACAAUUAACCUAACUUCCCUCACAACAAAUUGUAAUCGGGAUUCUUGGAGCUUCGUAAAAAAGAAAAGUGAUUUAUCGCGUUGACAUGAAAACCGAUAUGCCGGACAUUAAGCAAGGAGAGGUAAAAAUUGAAAAUCGUCGCGAACCAUCGAAACAAGGUUCGAGAUCGAGAGUGUGUCAGGAGCAUGACGAACAGGACUGUCUAAGUGAAAAUGAACACGAGUUCGAAUCGCUGGAGUAUGAGGAGGAUGUAUAUUAUUCGAAUUUAACAGCAACACCGAGUUUCGAUGACAUUGAUGAGCUCAGUGACGACGUGGAUGAAAUCGUUGUCCAUUGUUGGCGGGAUUCGAACGGUGAUAUAGACGAGAUCGUGGUGGACGAUGCAAAUUUGUCGGUAGAGACGCAGUUUUUGACGAAUGAUGCCGAGGACGGCGCAACUAAUCGAGACCAGAAGAAGAAAAAGAAAUCAGUUCGAGUAAUAUUCCAGGAUUUUUCGAAACCGUACUUGGCCAAAAUUAGCAACAGUCAAAAUUACAAGAAGUUCCUCGAAUUGGUAAAAGGAGAAGACGCCAGUCUCCAUUCAGCUGGUUACAUUUCGCCAACGUCAGAUAACGUGGUGAACGAAUUGCAAGGACUUUCUUUGGAAGAACAAAAUCGUCAAAAGGCGGAAUGGAGUGCAGAAUUAGCCAAAGUGGAGGAAGAGAUUCAAACCCUGAGGCACGUGCUGGCGAACAAGAUCAGAGUCUCUCAAGAUUUGAAGAGGAAACUGGGUAUCAGCGUUUGGAAGGAGAUCACUGAUGAUAUGAAUCAAGGGUUGAAAAACGUUAAGGAGAGUCAAGUUUAUCAGAACGUCGGCGAGAAACUCGGUCAGAUCACCAAGGCAGUCACCGACAACAGUUUAUUCCAGAAGACGGAGUCUGUGUUCAAGACAACAGCUGAGAAGACGACCAGCAUUCUUGGCGGUUUCGGUAGUGGAUUAUCCAUGAAGCUUGGCCAGAUGCGUAAUUCAGACAGUUUUCGUUCAUUGGAGGAACGAGUUGGAUCUGCCUAUGAGAACAUGAAGACAAAAGUUGUGCCUUCAAGAUCCAAUUCGAUGCAGAGUUUCAACGAGAUGCUUCGAGACACCGAUUCGUUACGUUCUGCACCAACAGCAACUAGCCCGACUAUUCCUGAAGAUAAACUUCUGUCUUAGAGUUGGGCCUCUCAAGUCUACAUCGAUUUCUGCCUCUUCUCUGCGUAACAUGCUGAUGCGUCGAUCCACGACGCCGGUUGUUUCGUCCUAUGCUACUCACUAUCACUUUCCACCUGCGUAUUGCUAUGCGAUGUCAUAUAAUCGAUCAUCUAUUAAAAAAGAACAAAAAAAAAAAAAAAAAAGAAAAAAAAAAAAAAGAAAAAAAAAAGAAAUUGUGGAAAAGAGCAAAAAGAGUUGGCUUCGCGGAACUCGAUUAAUAUGGUACAACUCGGAUGAUUCGUGUCUUUUGGAUGUCUCCUCGUGUGCACAAAAUUGUGUAGGACAUUGGACGUUGUUGAAAUUGAUAAUUGCAACUUGACGCUUCUUUGAAACUCAGUAAGUUGCACAAUAAAUCUACUGAAGCGAAAGAUAAUUUAUGAUAUAUAUUUAUUUCUUUUUUUUUUUAUUAAUUCUUUUUGUUCUAUUUCUAGCUUUUUUUUAUAUAUAAAUUGAUUUUUAACGAUUAUGGAACUUGUGUGUAAUUUUAUGGACAUGAAAUCUUGAUGAUUUUUUGAUAAGUUUAUUUUUAUUUUUUUUUUUUUUUUUUCGAUUUGAAGAGAGGUGCAAGAUUUUUGUAUUGAUUAAUUCAAAGAGUUGAUUUUUGUACGAUGACAAGAGCUUGUAUCAGAAAUUUGCGUUUCCUCUAACGAAGAUCAUGUUACACAAGAAGAUGGCAAUUAAUUUCCUUAUUUUAUCGAAUUUAUUUGCACUAUGGCGAUUUUUUAUAACGCAUAAUAUAAUAUAUCGUUGAUACGUACCUUAAUGUUUCAACCUAUUUUUUGCACCACGAAUUUGUGAAUGUAGGGCACACACGCUUUGAAAAUAGAUAUUUUACCUCGGUGGCGUUUUCUCCCGGACCUUAUACAUUGGACCUCGAUAAUAUUAAACAUCUGAAAUGGUAUUACCUCGAUGUAUUCCUAUGACAUACGAAUUCUGACUAUCAAUAUUCUUCGAUAAGACUCGUGCUUCGACAAUACUAUCUAUUUUCGUGUGAUAACAAGAGGAUCCAAUCUUCUUUAACAGUUUUUUGAAUUAAUGCGGUAACAUUUUUAGAUCAUUCCUGGAUUAAUUUAUGCGGGACACAGGUAGCUGCCAUUAUCUUCUUAAGAUUCUUAAAUUUAUCCUAAAUAAAAAAAAAUAUAUAUAUAUAUAUACAUAUAUAUAUACUUAUCUUCAUACGUUAUUAAAUGUCUUUAUAAUUAUAUCAUAAAACAUUUUAUAACUCGUUACAUUAAACUUAAAACGAUAUCAAUUUUGAAAAAAUGAUAUAGCAAUUAUGAUCAUGUUUUAUUCGAAUUGAUAUCUUUUAUCGUUGUAAAAAAUUAAUUAUAAAUUCUAACUUGACAUUGUUAUUCAAUGGAAAAUCAAAUUCUUUGUCAAUGUGCUAUAUAUGUGUAUUAACAAGAAUUGUUUUCGUUUUGAAGAGUUUAUGAAGAGUCUAUGGAUGGUUUAGAAGUAGUAGUCAAUGGAAGAACGAGGCUUCCCGUGUUCCGUGAUCAUUGAGCCUUACAAAUGACUUUCAAAAAAAAAAAAAAUAAUAAAUAAAUAAAUAAAAAAUAAAAGAAUUAAAUGCAAAUUGACUAGGAAAGCGAAGAAUAUUUUUUAUUACGCUCUAGAAUGAAAUUAAAUGGCGCGGAUGCGCGAUGACCAGAGCGCGUUUGUUCAACAGAUGUGUUAACUUUGAGGAAUCGGAUGCAAUUAUAAAUACACGUAUAAAUACACUGAUACAAAGUAUUUUCACCAUAUUUAAUUACUACUUAUCUAUCAUUGAAACUCGAUUUAAUUCUUAUAAAUCAUAAAUCUGCGCUCAUGUCGUCAUCGACAGCCUGCUACAUGAUCUACUUGUUCAUAUUGGUGAAUAAAUAAUUAUUUUAAAAAAUGCUACAUGUGAAGAGCGAUUUUUCACCCACUGUAUGGAAUGUGAUUUAAAAUGCUUGUUAUUAUAUUAAAGAUCUAUGUGUGCUUUCUUAAUUAUAUAAAACUUAUUCGUACUUAAUGGGAAUUUAAUAAUAUAUUUUUUAUGAAAAUUUUAAAA